AUGGCAAUAAGUUUUUUGAAUGGAGAUGUAUCAGACUUGUGCCUAGGAAAGCCAGUGAUUAGGAGGAUUCCGGCGGUCGCCAAGGUCUCCGACGCGGUGACGGCGUUGAAGAGAUCUGGAGAGACUCAUAUCAGCGUUUGGACGUGUGACAAUAAAACCGACGAGUCUUGUGAAUGCGUAGGCAAAAUUUGCAUGACAGAUGUAAUUUGCUUCCUCUGCAAAGAAGAAAAUUUGGCCAAUCCUUUGAAGGCUUUUGAGGCUCCAAUUUCUGAGAUUUUACCAAAAGCUCCUUCAAUUGUCAGGCAUUUGGAACCCAAUUCUAGCUUAUUGGAGGCAAUAGAUUGCAUUCUUGAAGGCACCCAAAACCUGGUGAUACCAAUACAAAACCACAGAAGCACAUUUUCAAGAAAAAAGUUUCCCAACAAAUCAGCAUCUUUCGACUCCAAGCACUGUAACGGUCGCGAAUAUUGCUGGUUAACCCAAGAAGACAUUGUUCGUUUCCUUCUCAACUCCAUCGGAGUCUUCUCCCCGAUCCCUGGCAUGGCAAUUGAAUCACUCCACCUAAUUGAACACGACAUCAUGACUGUUCACUACCUCGAUCCUGCAUCGUCUGCACUGGACUAUAUUUCUCGCUCACUCGUUGAGCAAACGUCAAUCGCAAUUAUUGACGAAGAUAACAGAUUGAUAGGAGAAAUCUCACCAGUGACUCUUGCCUGCUGUGAUGAAUUAGUCGCAGCAGCAAUUUCGACUCUUUUAGCUGGUGAUCUAAUGGCGUAUAUUGAUUGUGGUGGUCCACCGGAGUACUUGAUCGAGUUGGUAAGAAUGAGGUUGGAAGAGAGAAAUUUUGGGACACUGUUGGAACUGAUGGAGGAACUCUCUAAUUCUUCGACAGCAUCAUCAUCUUCUAAUUGUUCCUCUGAUGAUGAGUUGGGUUCAAGUUUCCAUGGUAGCUCGGGACGGAAUUCUCUGGGGAGGAGUUCAGAGGCAAUCAUAUGCUAUCCGUGGAGUUCUCUGGUAGCUGUAAUGAUCCAAGCACUUGCUCAUCGCGUGAGCUGCGUUUGGGUUUUGGAAGAGGACCAUACUUUGGUCGGAACUGUAACAUUUGCCGGAAUGUUGAAAGUUUUCAGGAGCAUUGCAGGUGUAAGCCAGAAAAGAGAAAAUUCAUCUAAGCAAUAA
Molecule: messenger RNA, 1176 nt
Organism: Fraxinus pennsylvanica
Lineage: Eukaryota; Viridiplantae; Streptophyta; Magnoliopsida; Lamiales; Oleaceae
Source: the annotation of a GenBank genome assembly